UGAUUAUUCAUCGAGUAAUGCGAUAUUAAUUUAUUGUUAAAAAGCUUAAUAAUGUCCGAUAAAGAGGAAAAAACAACGCAAUUCGUUUCAAUAACUGGCGCUCCCGAAGAUCGAGCCCAAUUCUACUUAGACUCGGCAGCUUGGCAGUUAGAGGUAGCGAUUGCGAGAUAUUACGAAAAUGACGGAGCAGAUUCGGACCCUGUCGAAGAGGUUGCUCAGCCAGCGGAACCUCCCAAAUCUCCUGUAGUCAAAAAGGCGAAAUCCAAAUCCAAAAGCAAAUCUUCGAAAUCCUCGAAUAUUGCAACGAUUAAGACAAUAACAAGUUCAAGCGAAGAAGAGGAAGAAGGACAAGCUUAUUAUGCAGGCGGUUCCGAAACGAGCGGUCAACAAGUCCUAGGGCCACCUAAAAAGAAGGAUUUCGUAGCCGAUAUGUUCAAAUCGGUCCAAGAACAUGGAGUGGAAAUUCUGGAACCGAGCGCUUCUUCUUCUUCUUCGAAUUCUAGAUCAUUCAAAGGAACCGGUUAUAAACUCGGCCAAGAUGAUAAUGAUACGGUAAUCGUUCCUGCGCUUCCGGAUCCUCCACAGCCUGCUAAAGUAACAUUAAAGUUAUGGCAAAACGGGUUCAGUGUGAACGAUGGCGAAUUAAGAUCAUAUUCAGAUCCCGGUAACAGGGAAUUUUUAGAUGCCAUCAGACAGGGCGAAAUACCACCGGAACUGAGACAAGGCGCCACCGAAGUUCAUUUAGCAAUGGAGGAUCAUCGAAUGGAAGCUUUUAGAACCGGUAAAAAUAAACGAGCCGCUUUUCAAGGGACCGGUUAUACAUUGGGAAGUCCAGCACCUACGGUAAUUGGUACUGGAAACGAAGAAGAAAAGUCUGACUGUGAAGCUAAGGCCAAAGAGCAAUUAAAAUUAGACGGUUCCAAACCAGUAACAAGUUUGCAAAUUCGUCUAGCCGAUGGGUCACGAUUACAAGGACAGUUCAAUCACCAGCACACUGUGGCAGAAAUUAGAAAUUAUAUUCAACAUGCCAGACCUCAAUAUCAAAGCAGGGCUUUCAAUCUUCUGACAGCGUAUCCAGCAAAAGUGUUGGAUGAUGCACAAACUCUCGAGGCAGCCGGUUUACUUAAUGCCACUAUUAUGCAGAAAUUAGUGUGAGAAAUUGGAAUUUCCAACACGCUAGAUUUAGUGUUUCAUAAUAUUAUUGUGGUAAUUUAAUAAUACAGUUUAACAAAAUUUCUAAAUAAAAAAAAUACUUUAAA
This is a messenger RNA of Phyllotreta striolata, 1259 nucleotides long. Lineage: Eukaryota; Metazoa; Arthropoda; Insecta; Coleoptera; Chrysomelidae. The record is from the annotation of a GenBank genome assembly.